CAGACUGAGAGAGUUUCUGAUAAGCGGUGUGAUCGGUUCGUGGUUGGCAAAAGCUAGAAGAAUUGUAUUAAAAAUAUUAAAUAUCCAUUUCACAAGCAACCCGGUUGUUUAUAAGCGAGUGUGGUGUUGAAUACCCUGCUCUGUGGAGACUAUCGGAGAUGACCCGGGUGGCUGUACUCGGGAUUCUCUGCUGGGUUCAUGCAGCUGCCGCAGGAACUCACUCACUGCAGUUUUUUGGAGUGGCGACCACGGAAGGGGCUGGGCUUCCAGAGUAUGUAACUGUGGAUGUGGUGGAUGAUGUGCAAAUGUCAUACUAUAACAGCACCAUGGAAGAACCUGUCCUCCUGCUCGACUCGAUGAAUAAGACUAUGGGUCGUGGGUUCUGGGAAAGACGUACUUGGUAUAUUCUCUAUUGUCAAAAAAUUUUAAAAUGGAGUUUGCGAAAUACAGUCCAGCACUUUAACCAUACUGGAGUUCACAUUUACCAGCGCAUGGGUGGCUGUGAGCUGGAUGAUGAUGGGACCAGGCGAGCAUAUUCGCAUUAUGCGUAUGAUGGGAAGGAUUUUAUUAGUCUUGAUAUGGAGACCCUGACCUGGGUCGCUGCCGUGCCACAGGCUGUCUUCUAUAAACACAAGCGGGAAAAUGACACAGCCCGGCAAGAGAUCACUUUCAAGUUUUUUCAACAGGAGUGUUUCCAGUUGUUGGAGUGGUACAUCCAGUAUGGGAUGGAGACCCUGCAGAGGAAAGUACGCCCUGCAGUGACACUGAUACAGAGGAAAGCGCGUGAAUCUGCAGGAACGGACGUCAUCUGCCACGUGACGGGGUUCUACCCCCGAGAGGUUGAGGUGAACUGGGUCAGAGACGGGGAGGCUCUGCUGGAGGAGGGGGUGUGGAGUGGAGAGGUGCUGCCCAAUGGGGACACAACCUACCAGCUGAGAAAGAUCUUGACAGUGAGUCCUGAGGACCAGAAGAAACACAGCUACUCCUGCCAGGUGCACCACGCCAGCCUGGAUGAGAAGAUGGAUGUGAAAUGGGCUCCAGAGGCUGCUCUGAACGUGGGGUUUGUUGCUGGUGGUGUGCUGGCUGCUCUGGGUCUGAUCAUCGCAGUGAUCAUAGGAGUUCACAUCUGGAUGGAAAGAGCAUCAGCAAAGGAACAAAGUGAUGCUUCAUCCAGCUCCACCAGCGACGACAGGUGUGACUCCGUUGCAGAGAAGCUGAUGACACAGAAAGAGAAUAUACAACUCAGCUGAGACUUCAUCCUUUACACUUUAUUUACCCCGAUAUGGUCACACAGAGCCAUCAGACAAACUGAUAGACAAGGACGCUGUGUUGCGGUCGUCUGUGUUAAGAAUUAAGAAUUUGUAGUCAUUUGUAUGUAGUAACGUAGACCCUAAAUAAGCUGCGUUAAGAAAAUGUAACAUUGCUUUAUUUUAAGCUACCUUCUCAUUUAAGAUACGCUGUUUAAGACAAGCUGACCAACAGUAUGUUCUGCUGUGUGUGUGAUUCUGGAAUCUGAUAACCUUUAGGGAGUUAGUGUCCCAAGGAUGCACGGCCUUGAGGUGACCAGGGCUUUCACUAGAAUACAUGGGACAGCAUGGCGCAAAGCAGCAGCUCUUCUGGAAAAUGACAGUGUGUGGGACACGUGAGAAAACAAGAAGAAAACAGUGACUGUGUUGAUUUUACUUGGAGGAUUACUACUUGUUUGUUGGAAACUACCUGCUUAUAAAUGAAGAAGUACAGUCAGGACAUGA
Polyodon spathula (Mississippi paddlefish) is the source of this 1751-nucleotide messenger RNA. RefSeq names its product major histocompatibility complex class I-related gene protein-like. The transcript has 7 exons. Gene Ontology annotation, cellular component: external side of plasma membrane. The record is from RefSeq and is a predicted model, not a curated record. Bases 159 to 1250 code for a protein of 363 amino acids. Gene Ontology annotation, biological process: immune response. Lineage: Eukaryota; Metazoa; Chordata; Actinopteri; Acipenseriformes; Polyodontidae.